AUGCGUCAAUUAUUCAGUAUUCCAGACGACAGAGAAACCAAGUUGUGUUGCCAAUAUAUAAGCAACAGGUUUGAGCCUUUGAACAAACCGGAUUGCACUGUUCAGGAUGCUGGACUCUUUCAGGGACAGAAACAGUUGAAGGAAACACAGAGAAAAUUCAAGCAGAGAAUCCAGAAUAGAGAUAAAGAAGUUCAGGAGCUGAAAGAGGCUGUGAAGUCAUAUAAGCGCUCGGCACAGAAAGCAGUGGAGGACAGUGAGAGGAUCUUUACUGAGCUGAUACGCUCCAUUGAGAGAAGCCGAUCUGAGGUGACACAGCUGAUCAGAGAUCAGGAAAAGGCUGCAGUUUGUCAAACUGAAGGACUCUUGGAGCAACUGGAGCAGGAGAUUUCUGAUCUGAGGAGGAGAGACACUGAGCUAGAGCAGCUGUCACACACACAGAUGAUCACAUCCAUUUCCUCCAGCGGGCUCCUCCACCUCCUGGCAAACCGCUUCAGUACCACCGUACCAUACCCCCUCGGCGUCGCGACCCUCCAACAGCGGCGAGGGCUCUCCGACAGCGCAUCCCUCCUCCUUCCCGGGUUUUGGCACCAAAGUAACAUAUUCACAGGAUGGGCAAGGAGGAGGUGGGAACCAGCUGAACAAUCAACAUAAACUUUAAUGACACUGUAAGGGGGUUACAGGGAAAGGAGUAGGCGAGAACCGGCUUGACAACUUUAAUAAUAGUUUAAUGAACAGCUUAACCAAAAACACACAAACAUAAACACAUGCAGGGCAGCUGCCUGUAAUUCUCUCUCUCUCUCGAACUGUCGUCCCCGGCCGCAUCAGGCUGAUUGGGGACCAGGCAUGCGUCAUUCCAGCCCGGCCCCGCCCUCCUCGGCUCACAAAGACACAAAGGAACUUGAACAUAACAUAAACUGCUUUCCAACAUAAACAAAACAAAGAUGCACACACACAACACGUGCAUCUCUCUCGAACUGGUGUCCCAGCCGCUCCUUAUCUCUCUCCCGCUGAUUAGUCAACUCAGCGCCAGGCGUGCAUCAUCAAGGCCCGGCCACUCCCUCCUCCUCAUCAUCACCUUAAGCACCAUGAAUAGUUCUAUCAUUACACAUCUGUUAGUGAACUGUUAGAUAUUUUAACUGGACAUUCAUUUUUGUUAGCGAACGUGGAAAUACACUGUUUUCUUAUUAUUGGUUCCAAUGGUGCAUGUUCAGUUACAGACUCAAGUCUAAAUAUUCAUGUUCCCAGAACUCAGUUGGUAGGUUAUCGAUUGCUAGAAAAUUUAUUUUUGGAUAUAAUCUGAGCUUUCACUUACUAUUUUAGAUAAAAAUUAGUUUCAUGACUAGGGUCCUGUUGUUGAGUGGACAGUUCGGUUUUGAGACGCAUUUUCCGGGUCCAACACAUAAAUUCAGAAUUAGUCAGAAUCAGCUUUUACUCGCGCUUUCAUGUAUAUGGAAAUCUUACAACCGUAUAUGGCUGGUGAAGUCUACUUUUUAAAGCCACAUGACAUUGUGUGUGUGUAUGAAUGGCUUUGUUUAAUAGGGUAAUCACAGAGUCAGUGCGAAGAAGGCAUAGUAUUCACUACACUUCAAACUAAAAAACAAUAGUGUUAUUUACACAAAUCUAUGCUUUUGGACUACUUUCAUAGUUUAUUGGUCUUUCCAGAAUAUCUUUGGCAGCAUAUGCUUCACACAAUUCCUGAGUGGUGGUGUUACAGAUGAGCAGACGGACAGCUGAGGUAAAUUAGUUGACACUCUUCAAAACAUAAUGGCGGGAUAUACACGGCUUUGAUGGACACUUCUCAAGGCCAAUGGAGAUACUUGUUAAACAGAUAGCCUGAUUAAACAUCUUUUCAUUGGUCAUUUCAAUGCACAGUUCAAAAAGUAGAAAGAGGUCAUUCUGCGCAUGGUAAUUAUGGCAAAAACUCAAAAUUGCCAAAAGUGGAGAUAAGUGUUUUUCAUCGGACAGUGACAAAAUUAAUCAAUUUCUUGUUGUAGAUGUUUGUUGCUUAAAGUCUGCGAUCUCCGCUCUUGACUGAGACUGAAGAGAGUACUACCGGUUCACACACCUUUAAAUUUCACGAGAUCAAAGGAAAUGCUGCAUUGAUGUGGAGACGUAUUUGUUCCCAUGCUUCCUUUUUCACUUUAACGGUGAUGCCACCUCCAAAUUUCCCUUUUAAUAAUGUGUUUUCGUAUAAGUUGCGUAAGAAGCAACAAUCUCCCUUUGUCUUUUCUUUGGUGUGGGUUCUGUAUUAUCCAAAGCUAUUUUAUGCUUGUACUCUUUUAAAAGCCGAUUUAUAAAUAAAUAAAUAUAAUAAUAUACACUUCCCGCUGUCUGUCUAUAAUAAAUUUGCCUCCAAAUAGCAGUUCCCUGUCUACCAAUCACUUUGGGUGAUUUAAAGGGUUUGUUCACCCAAAAAUGAAAAUCCUCUCAUGAUUUACUUACCUUUAUGGCAUCCCAGACUUUAUGACUUUCCUUCUUCAGCAGAACUGAAGUGAAGAUUUUUAUAGGCAGAUUUUCAGUUUGUCCAUACAAUGCAUGUAAAUGGGUGCCAUCAGCCUGCUGGCUGUUUGAUGGUCCAAAUGACAUAUUUAGGCAGCAUAAGAGUAAUCCACACGACUUCAGUCGAUCAAUUAAUGUCUUCUGAAGCAAACCAAUAGGUUGGUGUAAGAAACAAAUCAAUAAGGAAGAAGGAAAGACAUACACAUCUGGGAUGGCUUAAAUGUAAGUAAAUCAUGAGAGGAUUUUAAUUUUUGGUUAAACUAUGUUAUCCAUGGCAGUCAGGUCAACUCCGCCUUUACUCUUAUCUUAAGAUUUUCUUAAUGUUACUUGCUCAGCAGUUUUGUGAACAGGGUUCCCACUCUUUUUAAGGCACAAUUUUCAGGACAUUUUAUGAGCCCAACCUCUGUAAUAUUUAAGCCAAAACACAUGAUUUAUCAACAGUUUUCAACAGUUUAAUUACAUUUUAUUGUCAAAAUGGUGUCUUUUCAAAUGUCUGUUCAAAUUAAUUAAUUGAAACUGGAUUGUGGUUUCGUAGGGGGCUAAAGCGCAGAACUGGUCAGCAGCCGGUUCAACCCCCACAGCCACCACCAUUGUGUCCUUGAGGAAGGCACUUAACUCCAGGUUGCUCUGGGGGUAUUGUCCCUGUAAUAAUUGCACUGUAAGUCAUUUUGGAUAAAAGCAUCUGCCAAAUGCAUAAAUGUAAAUCAAAUGAAAAUAGAAUUAAUUAAAAAAUGUUAA
This is a messenger RNA of Myxocyprinus asiaticus (Chinese sucker), 3237 nucleotides long. RefSeq lists its product as uncharacterized. The transcript is spliced from 4 exons. NCBI's taxonomy places the organism in Eukaryota, Metazoa, Chordata, Actinopteri, Cypriniformes, Catostomidae. Bases 1 to 651 code for a protein of 216 amino acids. The record is from RefSeq and is a predicted model, not a curated record.